AUGUGGCCAUGGGAGCCAGAGCUCGGGGUGCUGCUGUCGUUGGGGACCGGGAUUGGUGUAUCCUCCUCGGCAGGCGGCACGGCGCCACCGUCGCGAGAUAGUCAGGAUGCGGGGUGCGGUGGCGACGGGUCGUCGGCGAGACGGGCGAAGGAUAAAUUCCCCUUUCGCCUGUUCCGCCGUCUCAUGUCCUCCAUGGACGGCGGAGCCGCAUGGCUAGCGCUGAUGAGCCAACUCAACAAGGAAACGCGGGAAUACUGA
Molecule: messenger RNA, 258 nt
Organism: Arthroderma uncinatum
Lineage: Eukaryota; Fungi; Ascomycota; Eurotiomycetes; Onygenales; Arthrodermataceae
Exons: 1
Coding region: 1-258 (85 amino acids)
Source: RefSeq, a predicted model, not a curated record